GAAGAACAAGCAAAUGGAACCAGCUUUUCAGGACAUUUUCUUGCUACCAGAUGCCGAUACACCGGUAGCGAAAAAACAAGGAAUCGAAAAAGGAAAUAUACUUGUGUCUAUAAUGAAAUCCAUGUGGAAACAAACGGCACCACUAUUUAUGAGGGAACACAUCCGGAAAACAUUCUUAUCUAGUCUCAUAUUGUACAUCAUAUUCUUUAGUGCCCAUGGCAUAUAUAUGUGGUUCCCGUACAUCCUUAAUCUUACAAUGCAAUACACAGAGAAAUCUUCAGAACCGGAAAGCCUUUGUAACAUUAUCAAAAUCACACAAUCAGCAAAUUUUACCGUUACAAAUGAAAAUGAUGAAGGCUGUGUUAUGCAUUUGGAAAUUUCUACAUACAAACACACUUUAGUGCUAGAAUUUAUUUAUGCAUCCCUCCUAUCGGUUGUUAUGUACGCUAUUAGCAAAUUCGGCCGCAAGCCUGUCCUUUUUGCAAUUCUCUUCAUAUGUGGAGCUUGUGGCGUGGUAGCUUUCUCUAUCAAAGUGCCUCUUCUGGCGAUAUACCUCUUUGUGGUUACGCUUUGCUGUGGCCUAUGCAUUACGGUGGUCAAUGCGAUUGUUGUGGAAAUAUUUCCAACGAAUUUGAGAGCUAUGGCUGUUUGUAUUUCUCUCAUGAUCGGUCGCAUUGGCAGCGUCACUGGAUCCAGCAUUUUAGGCGCACUCAUCGAGACACAUUGCGAAUGGGCACUUUUCAGCCCAUCAGUGGCGCUUAUUGUUGCAGGAAUUUUGGGUUUGUUUUUGCCCAAGGCCAACCACGCGCCAAGAACAGCGAAGGAUGAUGUAGAAAAUGGCAUGUAAUUUAUGGAAAGCGAAGACUCAAACAUAAAUAAUUAGAAAAAAAAAAAUUACGAAAAGUAGA
Messenger RNA from Rhagoletis zephyria (snowberry fruit fly), 908 nucleotides. RefSeq lists its product as uncharacterized. Gene Ontology annotation, cellular component: membrane. Lineage: Eukaryota; Metazoa; Arthropoda; Insecta; Diptera; Tephritidae. Gene Ontology annotation, biological process: transmembrane transport. Gene Ontology annotation, molecular function: transmembrane transporter activity. The record is from RefSeq and is a predicted model, not a curated record.